Messenger RNA from Cucumis sativus (cucumber), 784 nucleotides. Its product is annotated as 15.4 kDa class V heat shock protein. Gene Ontology annotation, biological process: response to heat; protein folding; response to salt stress. The coding region runs from base 84 to 467 and encodes 127 amino acids. The record is from RefSeq and is a predicted model, not a curated record. NCBI's taxonomy places the organism in Eukaryota, Viridiplantae, Streptophyta, Magnoliopsida, Cucurbitales, Cucurbitaceae. The transcript has 2 exons.
AAGGCCUCUUCAAAAUCCUAUAUCCAUUCUCACCACUAACCACCCCCCGCCAAAACAUCCAAAAAUCUUCCUUCCCAUCAACAAUGGAGAUUUCUACCUCUACUCCUCAUCCCCUUCUCUUUCCUUACUACCAUUACUCCAUUCCCCAUAAUUACGUUCACUGGGUUCAAACCUCAGACUCUCAUCUUUUCUCCGCCGAUCUCCCUGGUGUUCGGAAGGAGGAGAUAAAAGUGGAGGUUGAAGAUUCGCGGUAUCUGAUCAUUCGGACAGAGGCUGUGAAUGGAGUUACUUCUCCGGCCAAGAGUUUCUCCAGGAAAUUUCGACUUCCGGUUUUGGUUGAUGUAGAUGGAAUUUCGGCUGGGUUUGAGAAUGGGGUUUUGGAGAUCACGGUACCAAGGUCGUCUUUUAGGAGAAGAUCUGUUGUUCAUUCUCCUGACCAACAUCAACUUCUUGCCAGGGCUGCUUGAUCGAUCAAUUUGAAAGCGAGUUUGCUGCCCUCUCUGCUUUCUAUUUUCCAUUUUUUUUCUCUUUUGGUUGGUUGGAAAAUUGGAGAAAUUUGAAGCUCUGUAUUGUUAGUUUGUGAUGAAUAGGAAGAAUUUAUGUAUCAACAAAUUAAAUUGUUGGGUUUACAAGUAGAAGUAAGUGUAGGAUUGGAUUGAUCUGGUUAAAUUUGGACUGCUUGAUGUUUAUUCAAAUAUUUUUAUGAGUUCCAUGUCCACUUGGUUACUUAAUUUUGACAAUAGGGAUCAAGGCAUUAAAUUUAAUGAUAGAACACAACUUCUUA